Molecule: messenger RNA, 1449 nt
Organism: Panicum virgatum (switchgrass)
Lineage: Eukaryota; Viridiplantae; Streptophyta; Magnoliopsida; Poales; Poaceae
Product: traB domain-containing protein-like
Exons: 9
Coding region: 37-1272 (411 amino acids)
Source: RefSeq, a predicted model, not a curated record
CUCCGCGCCCGCACCAAAUCGACGCCCCGGCGCCGCAUGAUCCGCGGCGCACCUCGACUCCUCGCCGCGCGCUGGCCAUCGCCAAUCCUUCGCCGCAGCCGCCGCAGCCUCGUCCUCCCUGUCUGCCCGAUCCCGCGUGGCUCCCGCCCGCCGGGCGCCUCCUUCCGAGCAGCCCAAACCCUAGCCCCGGCGCCGCGCCGCGCGCCGUCCCGCCUCGGCCCGCUGAUGGAUCCGACCGCGCCCGCCGCCCCCGCCCCGGCAGCCGCCGCGGACGCCGAGGCCGAGGCCGAGACCAACGGCUACGAGGACGCCGCUGAGUUCGAGGACGCGGAAGCUGGGGGCGAGGAAGCGCAGGCCUUGGGGACGCCGGCGAGCGGUGGCGAGGAGGUGAGGGGGCUGCCCGAGGAGCUCGCCAAGGGGGUGGUGUGCCUCGAGUGCGAGACGUCGGCCGAGGCGGCGGCCGCCGGGGUUGGCGGGACCUGCCGCGUCUACGUCGUCGGCACCGCUCACGUGUCGCAGGAAUCAUGCGAGCAAGUUAAGGCUGUCAUCAACUACCUGAAACCUCAGGCUGUUUUCUUGGAGCUCUGUGCCAGCAGGGUUGCAAUUUUGGCACCCCAAAACCUUCAGGUUCCUACUAUGAAUGAAAUGAUUGACAUGUGGAAGAAAAAGAAGAUGAACACUUUUGGGAUUCUCUACAGCUGGUUUCUUGCAAAGGUUGCAAGCCAACUUGAGGUGUUACCUGGAGCUGAGUUUCGGGUGGCAUUUGAGGAAGCAAUGAGUUAUGGUGGCAAAGUAAUCCUAGGAGAUCGGCCUGUCCAGAUCACUUUGAGGAGGACCUGGGGAAAGAUGUCACUCUGGCACAGGGCAAAAUUUCUGUACUAUAUUAUUUUCCAAUCCAUUUUUUUACCAAGCCCGGAGGAACUUAAUCAGAUGUUGAAGGACAUGGAUGAUGUUGACAUGCUAACACUUGUUAUUCAAGAGAUGAGCAAGGCAUUUCCUAGUCUGAUGGAGACGCUUCUACAUGAACGUGACAUGUAUAUGUCUUCAAAAUUGUUGAAGGCGGCGAGGGAACAUUCUUCAAUAGUUGCAGUUGUGGGGAAAGGGCAUGUUUCUGGAAUAAAGAAAAAUUGGCAACAGCCAAUUCAGGUAAAAGAUUUAUUAGAACUACCAGUGGCUAACGAAGGUGCUUCAAAGCUGAAAAUAUUGGCGUCCAUUGGAGCGUUGAGCGGUGUAAUAAUAGCAUCCGGAAUAUACAUAUGGGGUAGAAAAUAACAAACGCGCACACAGUGCAUUUAGGGUGCCUUAGUCUCUAAAAAUGAAUUUAGUUUGUUAACCUAUAAUUUGUUCCAUUUGUUUCAAAUAGAUGUAAUUGCUGAAACAAAAGUUAAACAAAUGAGAGUACAGGACAACACAUGUGCGCCAGAUACGAAACGAAUCAUUUUUUUUACA